AUGGCUAAGGGAUUGAGAUUUUUGAAUUUGAUUAAGCCAGCUCUGUGCGUGAUUCCUGAGGUAUCAUCUCCGGACCGCAGAGUACCUUUUAAGGAAAGAAUUUUAUGGACUUUGAUAUCUUUGUUUGUCUUUUUAGUAUGCUGCCAGAUUCCACUUUAUGGAGUUUUGAGUAGCAAAAGCUCAGACCCAUUCUACUGGGUUAGAGUUAUCUUGGCAUCUAACAGGGGAACCCUUAUGGAGUUGGGUAUCUCGCCAAUUGUUACAUCCAGUAUGGUUAUGCAAUUGUUGGCAGGAAGCAAGAUCAUUGAUGUUGAUCAGAGUUUAAAAGAAGACAGAGCUCUUUUUCAGGGAGCACAGAAGCUUUUUGGUCUACUUAUCACAUUAGGAGAGGCAGUUGCAUAUGUAAUUAGUGGUAUGUAUGGUGACAUUAGAACAAUUGGUGCUUGGAAUGCAAUUUUGAUCAUUAUUCAACUUUUCUUUGCUGGGGUUGUUGUUAUUCUUCUUGACGAGCUCAUGCAAAAAGGAUAUGGUCUUGGAUCAGGUAUUUCUCUCUUUAUUGCUACUAAUAUUUGUGAAACCAUAGUCUGGAAGGCAUUUAGUCCAACAACAAUUAAUACUGGUAGAGGAACUGAAUUUGAAGGUGCAGUUAUUGCUCUCUUCCAUCUUUUAUUCACAAAGCCUGAUAAGAUCUCAGCAUUAAGAGAAGCCUUCUACAGAUCUCACGCUACAAAUAUGACAAACUUACUCGCAACUGUUUUGGUCUUCCUUAUUGUUAUUUAUUUCCAAGGAUUUAGAGUAGAUCUCGCUGUUAAAUACCAAAAAGUACGUGGGCAACAAGGGUCUUUCCCAAUUAAGCUCUUCUACACCUCAAAUAUCCCGAUCAUCCUUCAAACUGCACUUGUUUCUAAUCUAUAUUUCUUCUCUCAGUUGCUUUACCGCAGAUUCAAAUCCAAUAUGCUUGUAAAUAUUCUCGGACAAUGGCAAGAACUUGAUGUUGGUGGCCAAUCUAUUCCAGUCGGAGGUAUUGCCUACUACAUUUCACCUCCAAAUUCAUUGUUAGAUGUAGUUUCUGACCCAAUACACACAUUCUUCUACAUUUCCUUUGUAUUGGUUUCAUGCGCUCUCUUCUCCAAAACCUGGAUUGAAGUAUCUGGCUCUUCUGCAAAGGAUGUUGCAAAGCAACUCAGAGAUCAGCAAAUGAUUAUGAAAGGAUACAGAGACAGCUCAUUGGUUCAGGUCUUGAAUCGCUACAUCCCUACUGCUGCUGCCUUCGGUGGUAUGUGUAUUGGAGCACUCACUAUAAUUGCAGACUUCCUUGGAGCUAUUGGUAGUGGGACUGGUAUUUUACUAGCAGUUACAAUCAUUUUCCAAUACUACGAAAUGUUUGCUAAAGAAAGAGAAAGUGGAAACAUUGUGUUUUAA
Cryptosporidium ubiquitum is the source of this 1422-nucleotide messenger RNA. RefSeq lists its product as uncharacterized. The transcript has a single exon. Gene Ontology annotation, biological process: post-translational protein targeting to membrane, translocation; SRP-dependent cotranslational protein targeting to membrane, translocation. Gene Ontology annotation, cellular component: Sec61 translocon complex; membrane. The record is from RefSeq and is a predicted model, not a curated record. Bases 1 to 1422 code for a protein of 473 amino acids. Lineage: Eukaryota; Apicomplexa; Conoidasida; Eucoccidiorida; Cryptosporidiidae. Gene Ontology annotation, molecular function: ribosome binding; signal sequence receptor activity; transmembrane protein transporter activity.